Molecule: messenger RNA, 1218 nt
Organism: Helianthus annuus (common sunflower)
Lineage: Eukaryota; Viridiplantae; Streptophyta; Magnoliopsida; Asterales; Asteraceae
Exons: 2
Coding region: 1-1218 (405 amino acids)
Source: RefSeq, a predicted model, not a curated record
AUGCAGGCCAUUACCAAUAACAUCCAAUUCCAUGGCCGCGAGGACGAGGAUGCACCGGCCCAUAUAAACCGGUUCUCUCAUAUCCUUGCUACUUUUAGCCUUCACGGUGCCCCUAAUGAUGCUACUUACUUGCAGCUUCUCCAAUUUUCAUUAGCCGGCCGUGCGGCUACUUGGUUGGACUCUCAACCAACCGGUACCUUUACCACAUGGGCGGGGUUUCGUCAAGCCUUUUUGAACAAGUACUUCCCGCCCGCUAAAGCCUCACGUCUUAGAGACCAAAUCCACUCCUUCCGCAUGGAGCCCGACGAGCCUUACUACCUUGCUUGGGAGCGUUUCCAAAACCUUUGUGCUCGUUGCUCCCAGCAUGGUCUUUCCGAUUGGGCUUUAUGUGAGAAAUUUUAUAACAGUCUCACCCAAGAGACUCGUGAUCGUUUCGAUACUAAUGCGGGGGGGCAUAUGAUGGGUAUUCUUACUGUUGUUGAGUGUCUAGAGCGGUUUAAGGCAUUUGCGCAGUCUCAAUCGCAAUCGCAAGCCGAUCAGCGAUAUCAAAGUGGUAAUUCGAAUACCACUACUAGUGCACCCGCCCGAGGGGUGAAUCAUGUCACCAUGGAUCUUAGUUUAGCCGCUGUUUUGGAAAACAUGUCUAGGGAACUUAAGGAAAUUAAGGCUAAGGUAGACAAAUGUGAGUAUUGCCGAGGGGGUCACGACACGAGUGCGUGCCCAUUGCUAGUUGGUGAGGAGCAAGUUGAUUUUGUAGGAGGUUUUGGUAGAGGUCAACCUAGCGGGUUUGGUGGGCAGUUCAACAAGGGGUUCAAUGGGCAGGUCAAAUAUGGGGGGUCAAAUAAUCAGGGUCAAACAGGUCAAGGUUCAAGCUAUGAUUUAGGGGGUAGUCUAGAAAGGAUGGAGUCCAUGAUGAGUCAAUUAGUUGUUAGGGAUCAAACCACGCAAAAGACCCUUAGUGACCACGACCUCAUGCUUAAGAACCACCAAGCCUCUUUCCAAGACCUUCAAAGUGUCGUAGGAGAUAUGUCUAGGAAGCUAGAGGAGAGAUUACCCGGCCAGUUUGCAGGUAAUACCCAACCGAACCCUAAUGCUCAUGCUAAAGCCAUUACCACCCGUAUUGGUAAAACCGCAGGGAACCCUAGAGGUGAGGAGAGAGUGGUUGAUGAGGAUGGAGAUUUCAUAGAUGGAGGCCCUUUUGUGUUUCGUUGUAGUUAA